Molecule: messenger RNA, 1464 nt
Organism: Anoplopoma fimbria (sablefish)
Lineage: Eukaryota; Metazoa; Chordata; Actinopteri; Perciformes; Anoplopomatidae
Gene: pgam1b
Product: phosphoglycerate mutase 1b
Exons: 4
Coding region: 204-968 (254 amino acids)
Biological process (GO): glycolytic process
Molecular function (GO): intramolecular phosphotransferase activity
Source: RefSeq, a predicted model, not a curated record
GAGCGCUCAUGUCGUGAUAUCUGUCAAGCCCGGACACACCAACACCUCCAACACACUGACCCCUCCAGACCUCCACAAUACUGAUCCUGCUCCUCUGCAGCCGUCUCUGGAGUUGCGGCAGAAACAGGACGAAUCUGCGUGUUGAGAAAACUCACUCAAGCUUUAUUUCCCGGAAGCACAGAGCAGAGGACAUCGGUGUGAGGAUGGCUGCCUACAAGCUGGUCCUGAUCCGCCACGGAGAGAGCUGCUGGAACCAGGAGAACCGGUUCUGCGGCUGGUUCGACGCCGACCUGAGUGAGACCGGGGAGCACGAGGCGAAGAGAGGAGGACAGGCGCUGAAAGAUGCUGGCUAUGAAUUCGAUAUUUGCUACACCUCUGUCCUAAAGAGGGCCAUCCGCACCCUGUGGUUUGUUCUGGACAGCAUCGACCAGAUGUGGCUGCCCGUCAACCGGACCUGGCGCCUCAAUGAGCGCCACUACGGUGGCCUGACUGGGCUGAACAAGGCCGAAACAGCGGCUAAACACGGAGAGGCCCAGGUCAAGAUCUGGAGGCGCUCUUUUGACACUCCUCCCCCAUCCAUGGAUGAGGAGCAUGACUUCUAUCAGAGCAUCAGCAAGGACCGGCGUUAUGCCGACCUGACAGAGGACCAGCUUCCCAGCUGUGAGAGCCUCAAGGACACCAUCGCCAGGGCUCUGCCAUUCUGGAACGAAGAGAUCGUUCCACAGAUCAAAGAGGGAAAGAGGGUGCUGAUCGCUGCCCAUGGCAACAGUCUCCGGGGCAUCGUCAAGCAUCUUGAGGGUAUGUCAGAGGAGGCCAUCAUGGAGCUGAACCUGCCCACCGGUAUCCCCAUUGUGUAUGAGCUGGACAAGAACCUGAAGCCUUUAGGACCAAUGCAGUUCCUGGGAGAUGAGGAGACCGUCAAGAAGGCCAUGGAGGCUGUGGCUGCUCAGGGCAAAGCCAAGAAAUAGACCACCCCCCCUCCUCCAUCCCAGCUAUGAGAUAGACUUCAGUUAUCAAUCAUGUGCUGUUCAGUUAUUACAAGGUCAUUUAUUGUUACUGUCAUCACAGACUCGCACACACAGAGACAAACAUUGUGCACUUUAUUUUGAAAAUACCAAGUUUUCACACAAUGUAUUUGAUUAGUCUUUACUUUGUGGCAUACUGAAACAUACAUGUCAUUGUUACACAAUUAGUAGCACCAGUAAUAUGAUUUUAGCACUGACCAAAAUGCAAAGUUUAGGGACCAGCAAAUGGGAGCAAACAUACACAAACCCUUCAGAGUCAUCCCAUGUUUUACUUCCUUUACUGAUCCAUGUAGGUGAGGCUUAGAGGGAACAGAAUAACCUAUACAGAAACACUGGCUGUUGUCUAAAGGACAAGAUGCUCUGCACUGCUGAUUACUGUUUGCUGUGGCAUUGUGAAAAAAAUAAUAAAUGUUGUAAGCCAUUAUGUGAUGAAAUCUUA